This is a messenger RNA of Thelazia callipaeda (thelaziosis nematode), 5004 nucleotides long. The record is from the annotation of a GenBank genome assembly. NCBI's taxonomy places the organism in Eukaryota, Metazoa, Nematoda, Chromadorea, Rhabditida, Thelaziidae.
AUAAAUUUCUGCUUCGGCUCUCUGAGCUGUAAAUUCGGAAAUUCUAGAAAUAUGACACAAAUAGAUUUUGUUCAACUGCAAGAUUUAUUUAAAGAGAAUAGUAAUGUUGAACUAAUUUACUACUGGUACGAGAUACUUUCUAAGUAUGAUCCAAAACAGAACGAAUCAACAGAUCAUUUUAUCCAAAUUAUUAAAGCGAUGAAGUUUAUUAUGGAUUACAAACAUGCGAAAGCGGAGGAGCUGAAAGAAAUGGUGGAAAAUGAAGCAGCCGAAUUAGCAGAAAAACAAGUAGUUUGGGAGAGAGAAAGAGAAAACAUAAUGCAUGAACUCAGCUUCUUACGCGGACGAAUAACUCCCAACCCUGAAAUUGCUAGUCUUAAUGAAACAUUCCGCUUACAAAUCAACAAUUUACAUGAAGAAAAUGUUUAUUUAAACGAACGGAACAAAGAACGAGAUCGGGAAGUGGCCAAUCAAAAUAAUAAAAUAGAAAUGUUAAAUUCUCAAAUACAACAACUCGAGAAAGAACGUACCUCACUCAUUCAACAAGUAGGUCACUACACUUCCAGCUGUGAAUUGUUUGAAAGUCUAGUAAUGUAUAAUUUACAGCAAACUGUUCUCGAUGAUACCAUACGAGAAUUGAACAGACGAUUUGAAGAUAAAGCAGUCGAGAUGUUAACAAGCAACGAAGCUGAAUCAAUCAAGUUACGCAAACGAACAGAGCAAGCAGUACAAUUAUCUAAGCAACUUCAUGAAGUUGUUCAACAAAAUGACGAGCUGAGAGCGGAAAUUGAACAACUUUCAGAAGCUUUAAUAUCAGCUACGAAAUUUAUUGAAGACACUACAGGUAGCUACGAAGAUAUGCGUAAACAAUUACGUGAAAGUGAUAAAAUAAUUGAACGACUCACUAAUGAUAACGAGUUACUUACUGAAAUGAAUCGAGUGAGUUUAUCAAUCGCGAUUGUUGCAAUUCGUACUGUUGAAAAAAACUACUUUCAGGAUUUACUGCGCAACAAAAAUGAACAAAUCAAAGCUCUGGAACAGAAAUUCGAAGCACUGCAGACUGAACUAGAAAGUCUGCAAAGUGAAUACUUGCAAGCAAGCAAUAUCGAACGUGAAAAAGAAAUUAAAGAAUUACGAUUGGAACUUGUUAAAGCUACACAAAUAGCACGAGAUCUCUUCGACACCUCAAGAAAAGAUGGUAAUCAGUCGAGCGUUAAAAUGCAGCAGAAAAUCAAUGAACUUAAUGAAUUAGUCAACGUCUUAAAGGCAGAGAUCACACAGUAUGAGAUGAACAACAGUGAACUAAUUGAAAGUAUCGAGGUGAAGGAUGCUGAGAAUCUGAAAGUUAACGCUGAAUUAAAAAAACUUCGAACGGCAGUAUAUGGAAAUUCGGAACCUGAAAUUGCUCAUCUGGAAAAGCAGUUGAGCUUUCGAGAAAAACAAAUUGAAAAAUUAACAACGAGAUGUUCAAUGUUGCAAAUUGAACUCAGCAAUAAACAUUUUCAUACAGAAAUCGCCCAGAAAUCGUCAGAGAAUGCUAAUUUUUCAUUGAAUUGUGGAUCAGAACGAACAGUAAUAGAAGAAGACGCGAAAAUUGAAGGAAAUGAAAAGGAACUCAAAAAAUGUGCACGAGACCAAAAGAAGAAAUGUCCUGAUCAAAUGUCAAAAGAUCAGAGAAACUUUUGCGAUUACGCAAAAAAAGAUGAAGAAUCAAGUAAAAUAUUGAACAUGAGGGAAGACAAAAAAGAAGAAUGUGAACGAAGCAGAGAUGGAUUAGACAACUGCUUGCAAAGUUGGGAAGCUAGUGCGAUGAUUAUUUCAUCGCUAAAUCGAGAAUUAAUGCUUCUAAUUCAGGAAUUGCACGAAAAAGAUGAGCAACUGAAAGCUAUGGAUAAAUGUAGUCAGAAAGCAGUAAACAGCAUCGAUGAACUGAAAAUAAGAUACUUCAAGCUACAAAAAGAAGUGGCUGAGUACGAAAACCCAAAACAAAGCAAAGUGAUCGAACAAAUUGUAGAGAAAAUGCAUGCGUGCGAGAUAGAAAUAGAGGAGUACAAAAAAAUGGCCGAGUAUAUGAAAUUAAGUGGAAACGUAAUAGAGCAGAAAAUGGAAGAAAUGAACCGACAAGUAGUUGCAGAACGAUUGCGGAAUCUUCGGCUUGUACACAAAUUGCAAAUUAUUGAACGCAACCGGAAAAAGGAAAGCUUAGAAUUUAAAAGGCUGCAAAAGAAUCAUGAAGAACAACGACUCUUACAUGCAAAGCAACUCAAAACAGCUAAUUAUGAAUCGGACUUGGCAAUGAUUGAAAUAGCGAGCCUUCAGAUAUUGCUUUUACAUUCUGUACCAAAGCAAACUUAUGACGAACUUUUAUCACAACAUAAACGAUUACUCAUUUUUGGUGACGCUAGCGCAAAAACGGACAGUUUGAUAAAUAAUGAAACAGUGUAUGAAGACGAAAGUGAAGAACUGAAAGUGGAAAAUAGUCAUCUUAAGGCAAUGAUAGAUGUCUUAACAAGCCAAAAUGAGUAUUGGCAAAAAGAAGUGGAAAAGUUUCGAGAGCAAAUGGAUGAAAUGCGAGAUUUUCUAGAAGAUGUCGAGAGUGAAUCUCAGGUAAAAAGUUUAUUAGUUGCCCUAGAGCAACGAUUUCUGAAGGCUCUAUCGGAUCGGACAGAAUUCGACCAGAAUCGCGCUUAUGAGAACCAGCAAUAUCUUCAACUUCAAAAUGAAUUUAACAGAAAACGACGAAGUUGGGCUCACCAAAGAAAAAAGCUCGUUCAAGUCGUUAGAGCGUUGCAGUCAAUACUUCAGUGCCAAAGUUUAUUGCAGCGAAUGCGGUCAAAUUCAAUAGAUUCAAUAACAGUACAACAGUUUCUGGACUAUAAAGAAAAAAUCGAACAAAUAAAAAGGAAUCAUGCAGAAAGUGAACAAUAUAAAGAAAAGGUCAGUCUGAGCUCUUGCAAAACUUUCAUAAAGAAAGAAAAAGAAGAACUGGACUUGCAAUUACGACAUGUUGAAGCUCUGCGAAACAGUUACGAAUCAGUUCAUGAAAAUGAUUACAACUUGAUUCGACUACAAAAAAAUUUACAAGCUAAUAUGUUGAAUGUAAUAAAUGUAACAACACAACUCGAACAUGCUGAAUUGCAGAUUAAAAAGAAGGAUGCACAAAUUCAACAGUUAUCGGAAAUGGUGGAAACUUUACAAAAUGAAGUCAAUGAUUUAUCCAUAGCGAAUUUCAAUGUAUCCGGAUUUGAUGAUGAACUAAAUGAACAGAUAUGGAAAUUAGCUGAUCCCACUCUUUUAAUAAGCAAGAAAGUAGAAGAAAAAUUUGAAUUGAAAAAACCGAUCACUGAAGACCUUAGUAAGGAUGAGAUUGAGUUGACGAAUGAAAAAACAAAACAAACGACAAGCGAUGAAGUGGCAAAAGAUUAUAUCGAUAAUGAUUUCGACGUCAAUUAUCAGAAAGAUAUAGUUGAAUUGGUUUCAUCUGACGCAGCUACAGAAAAUGGAAAAAUCACUUACUCUAGUGAAUAUAUUAAGAAGUUGAAUUAUAUCCGUGAGACGGCUAAAUUAUGCGUUGCAAAUUACAAAGAACAAUUGAAAUACAAGGAUGAGGUCAUUAAGAAGUACAAAGGGUUACUGCAAAGUGCUGCAGAAAAAGUCAAUGACAGACAAAUGAUUCACAUUUGGAAGGAAAUCGAAAAUCCAACAUUGCGGAAUGAUGUCGAAGAGUUAAGUAAAGUUAGUCAAAAGUUCUUAACUCAGAGUGUACAACAGUUGCAAAAGGAACAAGCAGAUGCAUGCAGUCAAACCGAUUUUUCCUGGAUGCAAGAUCAGGAUAUCUUUAAGAUUUCGGAAGAUGAGAGGAAAUCAAUGCUGCAUAAAAAAGAACUGGAUGCAAGUAAAAAAAAUGAAGGAGUUCAAGUAAAGUUUUGCUGUUCUUGUCCGAUUAUUUAUUCUGCAAAAAUUCCGCAAAGGAUAACAAACGAAGUGCAAAAUGAUACGCUGAUGGAAACAUUACGACGUGAGCAAUUAACACUGACGGAAAUGCGAAUGGAAAUGAAAGAAAUGAAACAGCGAAUUACUGCGCUGACUGCUAGAAAUAACGAGUUGGAACAAGCAUGCGAAAGUAUUCGCGCUGAAGCAUUGGCAGAAAUCAAGGAGAGCUAUACGACGAAUAAUUACUCGAAAUCAGGAGAUGAUAUGUUGAGGUUUGAGGAGACACUUUCUGUUCUUCGAGUUGAGUCUGAGAAUCAUAAAAAAGUGAUCAGACAGCAAAAUGAAGUCAUUGACCGCUUGCAGAAAACACAGCCAAUUAGAAACUCUGAGAAGGAAGUGGCCAGAUGGCGUGAAAAGAAAGCUCAAGAAGGAAAGUUGAAUUCAUUGCGGCAAAGGGUAAAAGAAAUGCAGGUGCGAGAAGAAGAAAUGAAGGAAAAAGUAAGGAAAAAUGAGAUUCAAGUGGAAGAACUUCUCAAAGCUGAAAGUGUUAGAAGUAAUGAGAUUCAGCGACUAACAGCAAUAAUGAAAAAAUUGAAAAAUGACAAAGAAAUGAGCGAUUUGCAACAAAAAAUCUGCAACGAUCGUUUAAAAUCCGUCCAAGAAAUGAACAAUUAUUUGAAUAAAAGAAUCGCUCAGUUGAAAACAACAUUUCCACUUCCAUAUCCUUCUGUAACACUGGAGAAGAGAAUGGAUAAUUUGGAAGCACCGAUUCAAAUUGACGCGUAUGCAGUGAAGAUAAAAGGGGAUAUAUGCGAAGAAGAAUUGGAUGAACUGCGUAACAAAGCUAAAGAAUGUGAUGAGUUGUUGAAACGAUUAACCGUAAAAGAGAUGGAAAUUGAGGAGUAUCGAGAAGAAAUACAAAUACUGCAGAACAAAGUUAAUCAGCGAAAAUAUGACUGUGGUGCCGUAGCCGUCCUCCGUGACAAACUUAUGGCAAAGGAAAAAUUCAUCCAGCAACAACAACAGCGAAUCGAUGAGUUGGAACGCGAAAAAUGGCAGAAUUCAUUAUAG